This is a messenger RNA of Sphenostylis stenocarpa, 900 nucleotides long. The record is from the annotation of a GenBank genome assembly. NCBI's taxonomy places the organism in Eukaryota, Viridiplantae, Streptophyta, Magnoliopsida, Fabales, Fabaceae.
AUGAAGGACUUCCCUUCAUGCUUUGGUGAAAAUGCAGUUCAGGUUGCAGAUUCUUCAUCUUCAAACGCUAGCAAAACUGCACAGAAUCUGGUUAUCUGCGUUUACCAAUGCCGGAUAAGAGGUAAGUGCUGCUUGAUAACCAUCACGUGGAGUAAGAGCUUGAUGGGGCAAGGGCUUAGCGUUGGGAUCGAUGAUUCUUCAAAUCAGUGUCUGUGUAAGGUGGAUAUCAAACCCUGGGUAUUUUCCAAGAGGAGGGGUAGUAAGAGCUUAGAGGCUUAUUCUUGUAAGAUUGAUGUGUAUUGGGACCUUUCUUCUGCUAGAUUUGGUGUUGGUCCCGAACCCUUGGAGGGAUUUUAUGUAGGAGUAGUUGUAGAUCGGCAAAUGGUUCUGCUUCUCGGAGAUUUGAGGAAAGAGGCUUUCAAGAAGUCCAGUGCCAUCCCAUUACCCUCUAAUGCAGUGUUUGUUGCCAAAAAAGAACAUGUUUUUGGCAAGAAGAUGUUUGGUAACAAGGCAGUGUUUUGUGACAAUGGUCAGAUUCAUGAUCUUGUCAUAGAAUGUGACACUUCAGGGGUGUCUGAUCCGUGCCUUAUCAUUCGCAUAGAUAGCAAAACGGUGAUGCAGGUGAAGAGGCUCAAGUGGAAGUUUAGGGGAAACCAUACCAUCUUAGUGGAUGGCCUUGCAGUUGAAGUUUUCUGGGAUGUUCAUAAUUGGCUCUUUGGCACAUCUCUUGGAAAUGCUGUCUUUAUGUUCAGAACAUGCAUCUCCGAGGAAAAAUUGCGGGCCGGUCAAUCCCUUUCUGAUGCAAAUGUGGUGCAGUGGUCGUUCUCUCAGAGGUUUUCUGAGACCAAGUCACAAGGUCUUGGCUUCUCACAUAUUUUAUACGCGUGGAAGAACGACUAG